This is a messenger RNA of Aspergillus alliaceus, 1053 nucleotides long. RefSeq names its product nucleobindin SSP120. The record is from RefSeq and is a predicted model, not a curated record. NCBI's taxonomy places the organism in Eukaryota, Fungi, Ascomycota, Eurotiomycetes, Eurotiales, Aspergillaceae. The transcript is spliced from 2 exons. The coding region runs from base 107 to 718 and encodes 203 amino acids. Gene Ontology annotation, molecular function: calcium ion binding. Gene Ontology annotation, cellular component: endoplasmic reticulum-Golgi intermediate compartment; extracellular exosome.
CACUCAAAGGAAAUUCCACGCCAACCAAGUUCAUAUUAUUCAUUAUAGCUUGUAUCUUGAUACAUUUUUCAUAUUAUAUUUAAAUUUGAGGUUGUGCCAAUUGAAAAUGCUCGGCCCCUCCGUGUCUCUUGCUACGGUUUUGCUUGCCCUGAGCGGCAGCUUUGCGAACGCCCAUGGCUCUCACUCGAGUGAGCAGAACCCUUCGUCGGACUGGGCUACUCGUCAUAUGCAAGAGGAACAUCAUAUUGAAUCCUUUGAUCCUGCAUCCUUCUUUACCUUCCACGACUAUGAUAGCUCUGGGGUUUGGACAGCCGAUGAGGUACGGAAAACAUAUGGCCUUGAUGAUGAGUCAAAUGCAGGUGUGAGUGAAGAGCGCAAGCAACAAGCUGUUCGGGAGGUAUUCGGGCUUUUUGACCCUGGGAACACUGGCUUCGUUACUCGCGAAAACUGGAUGCGGCUCAUUUCGGAGGGCAAACGUCUGCCUGAUUUUGGUUUUGGACCCGGCCACCACGGUGACAUCGAGUAUGAAUAUGAGAUUCAUCACUUUGAGAAGUAUCAUGGUGAUGAUGCCAAGGAAGAAGAUCUCACUCACCCUGAGGAUAUCGAGCAUUUCCGGAGGCAUGACGAGGAAGAUGACGCUGCUGCUCGACUUGAACAGCUCGAGAGGAUGCAAAUCGUGGAACAGAAUAUACCGCAGAAGUUCCUUAAACGAGUUUAGAGCGUGUAUAUGUGUAUACCUUCCUGCCAUUCUGUAUAUAUAAUGUUCGAGAUGUCUACGUGCUACAUGCGGCUGCAGUCAUUUUAGAAUAGCCGUUUUUUACGUUCUCGAUAUCCAUCAUCUCUACAGAGUAAUGUAGGUGAUUUGCUUUUAGACAUUCCCUUUCACACCUAUAGAAUUACCGCAAGUAUAGAUUCAGUUCGGACAGUGCAUAACCUGCCGGGCUUGACGAUCCGCCGAGCCCCUUAUGAAAGGCGUCAUGAUUCAUAUUAAACUGUACCAUGGACAUGUAACAUGUAGUAUUUUGAAAGUGCAAUUGGUCUAGGAAUUUAUUC